UUUGGCUCUGUGCCAUACCUCUCCACAGGGCCCACAGUACUGGAAGUGUUUAAUACUCUACUGAAGCAGCUCAGACUCAGUGUGGACUACGAGCUUACAGGAUCCUACGACUCUUUUGCAAACAUGGGCUCCAAAGUCAUUAAAGUACACGAGGAGAGACAACUCCAAGAAGCCGUCAUCAAAACUGUCGGCUCAUUUGCAAACACACUGCCCCCCUACCAGCGCUCAGAAGUCAUGUUGUUCAUCAUCGGUAAAAUUCCUGUGCCAGGCAUGUAUCCGGCUCUGGGCUCGGCCAACACUGGGGUUGAGGGCAGUAGGAUGAUCCAGCUUAUGCUGCUAAAGUCUCUGCUGCAGGUAACAGCAGGAUUUCAGUCUACAAACAUUUUGACAGCACUUCCCACCUCAUUCCUGGACCCUCUCUUGUCCUUCACUCUGAUGGAAGACGCAGAGAUCCGUCUACUCGUUCUUGACAUCCUCAUCAGCAUCAUCGAUCGCCAUGACAACCGGAACAAAUUCUCCCCUGUCAGAAUUAUCUCAGAUAUCUCAGUACUGAAGCUGAAAGUAGACAAGUGCUCAAGGCAGGAUAACCUGUUCAUGAAGAAACACAGCCAGAGGCUAUACCGCCACAUUUACCUAGCCUGCAAAGAGGAGAGCAGCGUCCAGCUGCAUUUUGAGUCUCUUUAUACGCUGCUGGGGUUGAUCUGUGUGGAGCUGGCCAAUGAGGAGGUGGUGGUGGACCUGAUCCGACUGGCUUUGGCAUUACAGGACCUGGCCUUGACUGAAGAGGCUCUUCCUGUAUAUGCCCGCUGUGCCAUCCACGCUCUGUCAGCUGUGUACCUGAACCUCAUCUGUCAGCUGACCACUGUGCCUACCUUCUGCCAACAUGUCCAUGAGGUGAUUGAGUCAAGAAAGAAACUCGUCCCUUUCCUGCUGCCAGAGGAUGUUCUUGUUGAGAGCUCAAAGAUCCCAGAGAAGCUGGAGAAGGUGGAGGGAGAGGUGCUGUUUGUGCAGACUAAGAUAGCAGAGAUUCUGGGCGGCAGCGGAUACAACACAGAGAGACUGGCCACUCCAUACAUCCCACAGAUCACAG
Molecule: messenger RNA, 1090 nt
Organism: Sinocyclocheilus grahami
Lineage: Eukaryota; Metazoa; Chordata; Actinopteri; Cypriniformes; Cyprinidae
Product: protein EFR3 homolog B-like
Exons: 8
Biological process (GO): protein localization to plasma membrane
Cellular component (GO): plasma membrane
Source: RefSeq, a predicted model, not a curated record